This is a messenger RNA of Pezoporus flaviventris, 1460 nucleotides long. It is a transcript of the gene EXOSC7, whose product is annotated as exosome component 7. Lineage: Eukaryota; Metazoa; Chordata; Aves; Psittaciformes; Psittacidae. Gene Ontology annotation, biological process: U1 snRNA 3'-end processing; nuclear mRNA surveillance; TRAMP-dependent tRNA surveillance pathway. The record is from RefSeq and is a predicted model, not a curated record. The coding region runs from base 86 to 913 and encodes 275 amino acids. Gene Ontology annotation, cellular component: nuclear exosome (RNase complex); cytoplasmic exosome (RNase complex). The transcript is spliced from 8 exons.
CGGCCGACACCGUAGAGCGGCUGCGCGCGGACGCCGGAAGCGGAAGGGCGUGAGCGCGGUGCGGCGGCGGGAGGAAGCCGGCAGUAUGGCGGCUGUGGUGCUGAGCGAGCCGGAGAAGCUCUACAUCGUGCAUGGCGUACAGGAAGAUCUUCGUGUAGAUGGUCGUGGCUGUGAAGACUACAGAUGUGCAGAAGUAGAAACAGAUGUUGUAUCGAACACAAGUGGAUCUGCAAGAGUAAAGCUGGGAAACACUGAUAUCUUGGUAGGAGUAAAAGCUGAAAUGGGGACACCAAAGAUAGAGAAGCCAGAUGAAGGCUACCUGGAAUUCUGUGUUGACUGUUCUGCAAAUGCUACUCCUGAAUUUGAAGGCCGAGGAGGAGAAGAGCUUGGCACAGAGAUAACAAGUACAUUCUACACAGUAUUUAGCAGUGAGAACAGUGUAGACUUGAAAUCACUUUGUAUUAAUCCCAGAGAGCACUGCUGGGUUCUCUACGUUGAUGUGUUGUUAUUGGUAUGUGGUGGGAACCUCUUUGAUGCAAUCUCUAUCGCAGUGAAGGCAGCUCUCUUUAACACAAGAAUACCCAAAGUGCGUGUUCUGGAGGAUGAAGAGGGCUCUAAAGAGAUUGAGCUGUCUGAUGACCCUUACGAUUGCAUUCGACUUAAUGUGGAGAAUGUGCCCUUAAUUGUCACAUUAAGCAAAAUUGGCUAUAGGCAUGUGGUGGAUGCUACCCUUGAGGAAGAAGCCUGUUCUUUGGCUAGCCUGCUUGUUUCUGUGACCAGUAAAGGUGCCCUGACUUCUAUAAAGAAAAUGGGGAGGGGCAGCCUGGAUCCUGAGAGUAUCUUUGAAAUGAUGGAGGUAAGUUUUGAGCAUAGGCAAGGCGUUGCACGUGGCCCUUCAGAAGAUUCUGGAUGAAGAAGAGAGUUUGGGGACGUCGCGGCAGAAAGUUGGAUUUCUAGGAUGAGUUUUUAUUAAAUGUUCAAAACUGGUUUUAAGUGAUGGUCCGAUAUUGUCAAUUUGUAUGUAGAAAAAGGCUAUUUUUUGCAAUACCUUUAUCCUUCUGGCUAAGAGGCUUUUAAAACGUUCCCAAGAAAAGAAGGCUACAGUUCAAUGUGAAUAAGCGAAUCUGAGAUGCUUUUUGUGUGGGUAACUAUCUGCACACAGAAAAUGCACUACCAGCAAUUGAUGCAGUUGCCUGGGAAGUGCUUGAGUCUGUUUUCAAGAGUGACUGGUGGAGGUUCCACUUAAUUCUGUUUCAAUGUGUUCUACUUCUGCAGACCAGCUCCUGUGUUCUACAGUGUGUAUGGGGUUGUACUUGGUACAGCACAAGCCAGUUUUUGGGCCUUUUGACUUUGUUUUUUUGUUCACCAGCCAGCUGAGAACAGCAUUUGGUGGAAUUCUUUCAUCAAGUUAUCUUACUUUUCUUUGAAUAAAACAUGGUUAGAUUUUACUAUAAAUACAA